Molecule: messenger RNA, 1655 nt
Organism: Abrus precatorius (Indian licorice)
Lineage: Eukaryota; Viridiplantae; Streptophyta; Magnoliopsida; Fabales; Fabaceae
Product: tyrosine decarboxylase 1-like
Exons: 1
Coding region: 14-1573 (519 amino acids)
Biological process (GO): amino acid metabolic process
Molecular function (GO): pyridoxal phosphate binding; carboxy-lyase activity
Source: RefSeq, a predicted model, not a curated record
CCAAAAAAGGGAAAUGAUGAAUACAAUGAAUCAGAACCCUCAAAGUGACUCACCAAGUAUCAUAAACACUCUAGACCCCGAAGAAUUCAAGAGGCAAGGCUACAUGAUGAUUGAUUUUCUAGCUGAUUAUAUCAGAAAUGUUAACAAUUAUCCAGUUUUAAGUAGAGUAGAACCUGGUUAUCUUAGAAAAAAAUUACCAGCUUCUGCUCCAUCUAGUGCUGAACCAAUUGAAUCCAUACUUAAAGAUGUGCAAGAGCAUAUCAUCCCUGGCAUCACACAUUGGCUAAGUCCUAAUUAUUAUGGCUACUUCCCUAGUAGUGGUAGCAUAGCAGGGUUCAUAGGUGAGAUGCUAAGCACUGGAUUCAAUGUGGUUGGAUUCAAUUGGUUGUCAUCACCAGCUGCAACUGAGCUUGAAACUAUUGUCAUGGAUUGGCUUGGACAAGUCUUAAUGCUCCCCAAAACGUUUCUUUUCUCUAGUAGUGGUGGAGGGGUUAUAUUAGGGACUACUUGUGAGGCCAUUUUGUGCACUUUAGUGGCUGCAAGAGAGAAAAAGCUUUGUCAAGUUGGGAGGGAAAACAUUGGAAAACUUGUUGUGUAUGGCUCUGAUCAAACACACAGUGCACUUCAAAAAGCGGCUCAAAUUGCUGGCAUCCAUCCAAGAAAUUUCAGAGCCAUCAAAACCAAGAGGUCAAAUUGUUUUGCUCUGUCUCCUGAUUCUCUUCUCUCCACCGUUCUUUUGGAUGUGGAAAAAGGGUUGAUUCCUUGUUUCCUAUGUGCCACUGUUGGCACAACUGCAAUAGCAGCCAUUGAUCCUAUAGGGUCAUUGUGUAAUGUGGCAAAGGACUAUGGAAUUUGGGUCCAUGUUGAUGCUGCUUAUGCUGGUUCAGUUUGUAUUUGCCCUGAGUUUAGAUAUUGCAUUAAUGGGGUUGAAGAGGCAAACUCUUUUAGCCUCAAUGCUCAUAAAUGGUUUUUGACUAAUUUAGCAUGUUGUUGCCUUUGGGUGAAAGAUCACACUGCCCUUACAAAAUCCUUGUCAGCAAAUCCUCAAUUUUUGAGGAACAAAGCUUCUGAAUCAAAGCAAGUUAUUGAUUACAAGGAUUGGCAGAUACCCUUGAGUAGGAAAUUUAAUUCCCUUAAAUUAUGGCUUGUUCUUAGAAGCUAUGGUGUUAACAACCUUAGGAACUUUUUGAGAAAUCAUGUGCAGAUGGCCAAAACCUUUGAAAGGCUUGUGAGGUUGGAUAAGAGGUUUGAGAUUUUUGUGCCAAGAAAAUUCUCUUUGGUUUGCUUUAGGAUUUCACCAUCAGCAAUUGCUAAUGGAGUGUCCAAUGCUACUGAAGCUUGCUAUAAUGGGAAACUAAUGAAUGAUCAACAUUGGGUUAAUGCUGUUAAUCUUAAAUUGCUUGAUUCAAUUAAUAGUUCUGGCAAAGCAUACAUGACCCAUGGUGAAGUUGAGGGGGCUUUUGUGAUUAGAUGUGCUAUUGGUGCAACCUUAACAGAGGAACACCAUGUGAUUAUGGCAUGGAAGUUGGUGCAGGAGCAUGCAAAUUCCCUGUUUGGUAGCUUCUAUAAUUAAUUGUACUUCCACAUAGUUUAUCUUAUCUCCUAUUACAAAUUUAAUUUAAUUUAAUAACACAGUGCUACUUGGCAUGAAAGCA